AGUUUGGUGCAGUGGCUGGAGCUGGCGUGUGUGUGCUGUUUGGAGGUGCCGUGUUAGCGCAAUACAUCUUCACCAUGAAGAAAAAAGCAGGCCGCAAGACCAAGAUCAUCGAGAUGAUUGCAGCAAGGACAGCCUGAUAGAAACCUGUGUUCAACUUGUGUUGUAAACCACUUGCAGCUGUUUUAUGCAAGUACUGUGGCUCUGGAUGUUGUUGGGCACCGCUGUCGUGGCUGCAGGACUGAGUCAAGGGUUAAUGAGGAGAAAAUGUGCUGCACUACACACACAGAUGCCAGAAUUCCAGAAAAAAAAUGUCUACGUUAAGGACCCCGAACGGGUAGAACAAAUCAUAUGUGGCCUUAUCAAAGGAGGAGCUUCCAAACUUCAGAUAAUCACAGAUUUUGACAUGACACUAAGCAAGUUCUUCCAUAAUGGGAAAAGGUGUCCUACUUGUCACAAUAUUAUUGACAACUGUAAGUUAAUCUCAGAGGACUGUAGGAAAAAGUUGCUCCAAAUUAGAAAUAAAUACUAUCCAAUUGAAGUUGACCCUGCUCUUAGUGCUGAGGACAAGUACCCUUUCAUGGUUGAAUGGUGGACCAAAGCCCACAAUUUACUAAUUGAACAAGGUAUUGAAAAGGCAAAACUGGCUGCAGUGGUGAGGGAAUCGGAUGUGAUGCUGAGAGAUGGUUAUGAACUGUUCUUCGAUAAGCUGAAUGAACACAACGUCCCAGUCUUCAUAUUCUCAGCUGGUAUUGGUGAUGUACUAGAGGAGGUUAUUUCUCAGGCUGGUGUCUUUCAUUCGAAUGUGAAGGUAGUCUCCAACUUCAUGGACUUUGAUGAAAAGGGUGUUCUGAAAGGCUUUAAAGGUGAGCUUAUCCAUGUUUACAAUAAACACGAUGGAGCCAUAAGAAGCUCAGAAUACUUCGAUCAACUAAAGGAAAAUUGUAACAUCAUCCUUCUGGGUGAUUCGUUAGGAGACUUGACCAUGGCAGAUGGUGUUCGAAAUGUUGAAAGCAUUCUCAAGAUUGGAUUCUUGAAUGAUAAAGUGGAAGAAAGCUUGGAAAAGUACAUGGACUCCUACGAUAUUGUUCUCGUUAAAGAAGAGACGUUAGACUUGACUAAUGCUAUCCUCCAGAAAAUUCUGUGAUAUGAGCAUUGAACGCGUACAGGCUUGUGGGAACUCAAAUCUGAAAUACCUUAACAUUAAUAUUAUGUAAUUGAACAGCCCCACUUGUUGAAAAUGCUGUUCAUUCUUCAGCAUCUGGAACUUAAAAUAUUCUUAAAAUUUGCACAAAUGUGUAUGCAGUGAAUAAAGGGAAUAGUACCUCUAAAAUUGGCAGUCACGUCAGCUACAAGCAGAUUUUAAACUACCUCUAGAUGUAAUAGUUUAAAUUCUGGCUUUAACAUUUCAAAGCAUCUAUGUGUAGUUUUCAGUAUAUGCUGUUUAAGAGUGGAGUAUUGAAAGCUUGAUGUACUGUGGCUAAAUUGCCUGUGUACAACUAAUGCAAGUUCUAUACAAAAAAAAACAUUCUGAAGCAGUUUUUUAUUAUUUUUCAAACAUUUUGUAGUUGUAGAUAAGUGAGGAUGCUCUUGGUGUGCUUGGUCACAGCUUGUGUUGCCUGUUGAACAUUGUCGUUUUCAUAUUUUAAAAUGAUGUACCUGAGAGAAAUUGUUGUACCGUACAUUAAAGUUGGGAGAGUUUUUACAAACAUUGGAACCUGGUUUCUUAAAGCCCUUAGUUUGUUGUAACAAACUCUCCAUUCUGAAUGGGUGGCUGAAAGCUUAGUUUGGGAGGAAAUGAGUUUCAGUUCAUGGGGCGUGGACAUCAACGCCAAGGGAGCAGUACUGUUGUGACAGUGUGGGAACUAUGCAGAGAGUAGUAAACUGAAGCAUCAGUGUUGUAGUGGUGAUGCUAGUGAACAUGUAACCCAAACCCUAGACUGAUUAUCGAGGGCCAGGGGUCAAAUCCUCCAGUUUGUGGAAAUUUACUUGAAAGCUAGUCAUUGGUAAUGCUGACAGUGAAACAGUUAUUGUAAAAAUCCUUGAGUCACUAGUUUCCUUUUGGAAGGGAAAUCCAUUCAUGAGUAGUUUAGCCUAAAGGUGACAUGACCUAUAACAAUGUGGUUGACUCUAACAACCCUCCUGAAAUGGUCUGGUAAGUGAAUCCAUUGUAUAAACAGCUACAAGAUCUAAAGAAAUGAAGCCAGAUUGGCUACGCAGCAGUUACUAGUCACUGGAAAUGACAAUAGGAAACCAACCCUGAAGAAGGGUCUAGGCCCAAAACAUUAGCUUUCCUGCUCCUCUGAUGCUGCUUGGCCUGCUGUGCUCAUCCAGCUCUACACUUGUUAUCCCUGUUUUGGCAAAGUUCUCUCUGAUUUGGCACAAGUCACCAGUAAUUAGUAAGGCUGUGCCACAGAACGAUGAUGCAACAGUCUAAUUAUAGUGCCCUUCAUGGAGAUUGUAUCUUACAGGCCAUGUCAGCACCCCCUUCCUAAGUAUUUCCUGUGUGAAUUUGAAGCUUGAUUUUCUAUUGCAGAUUUUUAUUUUAAGAAAGGGCAAAUGGAUGAAGUAACAUAGAACAAUCACUAGGACUUAAGGCUGAAAAAUAUCCUGAACCUGAUGGCCUGCAUUGGUUGUGACUUUGUGAUAACUAAGGCUAGAAGAGUGCAUUGUUACUCGACAGGUCACAGCAUAAAAUAGAAAUACCCAGUUACCAACAUGGUGAAUCAAAUGCCUAACUUUUAUUAAUAAAUCUUGUAAACCAGAUUCCUUCGAUGAAUGUCAUUAUUGGUUUAUUAAACCAAGUGAUGGAAAAUGCAAAAACUGGUUAACAUAAAUAUCCAUACUUCAAGUUAUGGAUUGAAUCUUUCUGAAUAAGCUUAAAAAACAUUAAGGAAAAGAAUCCCUGCAGAGGUUUACUAAGGAGAAAACAUUUUCUGCCCAUUAGGGUGACUCUUGAAAGCAAAAAAAAAUGGUGUUGAAUGUUUCAGCACAUUCUGGUCGUCAUUAAUCAUGCACAGUUGUCUCUGGACUCAUAGCAGACAGUUUGCUGAGGAAGUCCUUUUUUUAAGAAGGACACUGUUCAAACAGAAGGAUUGACUUGCAAGAAGCCUUUUUUAAAAAAAAAUUCAAUUUUUUUAAAACUUGAAGUAUUCCCACAAAAUCUCAAUUUCUGCCACAACCCUUCAAAACUUAAAGGACUUAAGUAUUAAAUAUAAAGGAUCUUUGUGAUGUUCCAAAAUUCCCUGGGUUCAGAAAGGGUCCAAGCAGAUUGAUAAACUGUACAUUUAAACACCUCUGUUCAAGGAAGGAGGAAAACUGCAGGAAACAAAUGCCAGUUCAUAGGACAUCUGUCAUUGGGAAAAUUCUAGAAUCAGAAAAAAAUUAGCAGGAUAAAGAAAAUUGCAAUAUCAAGCAGUCAACUUGGCUUUGAAAAAGGGAAAUCAUGUUUGACAGUAUAGUUUUGAGGCUGCAAUGACUAGGGUGGGCUACAAACAGCCAAUAGGUUUAGCGUGUGGGAUUUGCAAAAGUUGUCACAAAAAGGUAAGAGUGCUGUUUGGGAUAAUAGAUCAUGGAUUGAGGAUGGGCUAACAAACAAAACUUAUUUGGGAUAAGUGGCUCAUUUUUAAGUUGGCAAGCUGUAAAUUGUGGAGUGCCAUAGGAUUAGUGAUAAGGUUUCAACAAUUUUCUGUCUAUUAAUGGAGGAGACUGAACCUAGUGUAGUUAAAUUUCAGAUGAUACAAAGAUAGCAGAGCUCGUGAGGAGAAUUCAAAGAAUCUGCAAAGAUUCACAGUAGGCAAAAUGUUGGAUUACUUUUUUUAUUCAUUCGUGGGAUGAGGGCACAGCUGGCUAGGCAGCACUUAUUGCCCAGAGGGCAGUGAAAACUCAACCACAUUGCUGCGGGUCUGGAAUCACAUGUAGGCCAGACCAGGCAAGUAUGGCAGUGGACAAAGUUCUGUGUACACUGGAAUGUGAAUUGCCUCAUACAGGAAUAAUGUUGAGCAUUUUAAAAAAAAAUUGGUGAAAUAAAUGAAAAAGCUUAAAUCUUA
This is a messenger RNA of Stegostoma tigrinum, 4046 nucleotides long. RefSeq names its product 5'-nucleotidase, cytosolic IIIA (gene nt5c3a). The coding region runs from base 185 to 1144 and encodes 319 amino acids. Lineage: Eukaryota; Metazoa; Chordata; Chondrichthyes; Orectolobiformes; Stegostomatidae. Gene Ontology annotation, cellular component: cytoplasm. The record is from RefSeq and is a predicted model, not a curated record. The transcript is spliced from 11 exons. Gene Ontology annotation, molecular function: magnesium ion binding; 5'-nucleotidase activity.